Molecule: messenger RNA, 4457 nt
Organism: Salvelinus fontinalis (brook trout)
Lineage: Eukaryota; Metazoa; Chordata; Actinopteri; Salmoniformes; Salmonidae
Gene: sptlc3
Product: serine palmitoyltransferase, long chain base subunit 3
Exons: 12
Coding region: 129-1808 (559 amino acids)
Biological process (GO): ceramide biosynthetic process; sphingosine biosynthetic process
Cellular component (GO): serine palmitoyltransferase complex
Molecular function (GO): serine C-palmitoyltransferase activity; pyridoxal phosphate binding
Source: RefSeq, a predicted model, not a curated record
CUUUGUCGUAAUGACCCAAGUAAGGUAAACCGGUUUCAUACCCGGGCUGAAACUCAUUCACCGCUGCUGGGGGGGUGAAAAAACACUUCCUACUUAUUCACUCAGUGUUCACCAUAUCCUGACUAGAUAUGACUCGAACUACAGCCCCUGUGCCCAACGGAAACCUCAAGGUACAACUGAACGGGAAUAAUUUAAAAAACGCGAAUUGUAAGAAAAAUGGAUAUCACAAUAAGGCACAGAAAAACAGCACAGCACAUAGUGCUGGGCCCCCCUCCAGUCGGCAGAGGUUUCAGAGACCAGAAUCCUUUGAGCAGGCUCCCAUGUACGUAGCCGUGAUGACAUACCUGGGGUUCGGCAUCGUCACACUGUUCGGAUACUUCAGGGACUUCCUCAGAGCAGUAGGACUGGAGAAAUGUCACAUCGCCAGGGAGAGAGAGGAGCAGAAGGAUUUUGUCCCCCUGUAUCAAGACUUUGAGAACUUCUACACCCGUAACCUGUACAUGAGAGUAAGAGACAACUGGAACAGACCUAUCUGCAGUCUACCUGGGCCGGUGUUUGAUGUGAUGGAGAGGGUGUCCCCAGACUACAACUGGACAUUCAGUUUAACAGGGAAGACCAUAGACAAUGUCAUCAACAUGGGUUCCUAUAACUACCUGGGUUUCGCUGAGAACCACGGUGAUUUCCUGAAGACUGUGGCUGACAGAACCCAGCAGUAUGGUCUCGGUGUCUGCAGCACACGACAGGAAAUGGGUAACCUGGCUAUCCAUGAGGAGUUGGAGCAGCUUGUAGCCACCUUCCUGGGGGCAGAGUCCUCCAUGAUCUUCGGCAUGGGCUUUGCUACCAACUCUAUGAACAUCCCGGCGCUGGUCGGCAAGGGCUGUCUGAUUCUGAGUGAUGAGCUGAACCACACCUCGCUGAUCUUGGGGGCCAGGUUGUCAGGGGCAACCAUCUGGGUGUUUAAGCACAACAACAUGCAGAGCCUGGAGCGUCUGUUGAGGGAGGCGGUGUGUACUGGGCAGCCUCGGACUCACCGGCCCUGGAAGAAGAUCCUGAUCAUGGUGGAAGGAAUCUACAGUAUGGAGGGGUCUGUGGUGCGUCUGCCAGACAUCGUAGCCCUGAAGAAGAAGUACAAGGCCUACCUGUACCUAGACGAGGCUCACAGUAUCGGGGCGGUGGGGCCGACAGGCCGGGGUGUGACAGAACUGUUUGGUCUGGACCCCUCAGACAUCGACGUCAUGAUGGGAACAUUCACCAAGAGUUUCGGGGCUGCAGGAGGAUACAUCGCUGGGAAAAAGGAACUGGUUGACUACCUGCGUAGCCACUCCCACAGUGCGGUGUACGCCUCGGCCAUGUCUCCUCCCGUCACAGAACAGAUCCUGAGAGCCAUGAAAUGCAUCAUGGGGCUGGAUGGAACCACCGUGGGUCAGGCCAGGGUGCACCAGCUAGCAGAGAACACGCGCUACUUCAGGUCUCGUCUUCAAGAGAUGGGUUUCAUCAUCUACGGUAACGAUGAUUCUCCUGUGGUCCCAAUUCUGCUCUACAUGCCAGGAAAAGUUGUGGCUUUCUCUCGUGCCAUGCUGAAGAGGAAGAUAGGAGUGGUGGUGGUGGGGUUUCCUGCUACGCCCAUCACAGAGGCACGGGCACGCUUCUGUCUGUCUGCUGCACACACCAAGGCCAUGCUUGACCAGGUGUUGUUUGAUCUGAACGAGUUAGGAGAUGAUUUGUGUCUGAAGUUCUCCCGGAGGAAAUAUUCUCCUCGUCCACAACACAACAACAACGACGACACAGACUUUGAGCUGGACAGUUAGCCAAUUGACUGAUAGGAUAACCCCUGAUCUCUGACCUCCCACCUCUGACCUCCCACCUCUGCACUGAGAGACUGUAACGGUGGUUCCAUGCUGACAGGGACAGCCAUAUGUCCCAAUAAUUUCUCCUUUAUCCCGAAUUGUGCACUGGUGCUCUCCUCCCCACACAUGUUAAAAACAUUGGAUUGGUGUAAGCAUGGGUUAGACGGUGUCUAGUACCAUUUGUCUUGUACCAGAUCAUAAUGGGAAGUGAACAGGUUGUACAUGGUUAGAUUUUGGGAACAGCAGGUGGGCCUCUACUUUCCCUGCCAGUCUAAUACACUGAGAGAGUGGGGUCUCAUCUCUACCAGUCUAAUACACCGAGAGAGUGGGGUCUCAUCUCUACCAGUCUAAUACACUGAGAGAGUGGGGUCUCAUCUCUACCAGUCUAAUACACCGAGAGAGUGGGGUCUCAUCUCUACCAGUCUAAUACACCGAGAGAGUGGGGUCUCAUCUCUACCAGUCUAAUACACUGAGAGAGUGGGGUCUCAUCUCUACCAGUCUAAUACACUGAGAGAGUGGGGUCUCAUCUCUACCAGUCUAAUACACCGAGAGAGUGGGGUCUCAUCUCUACCAGUCUAAUACACUGAGAGAGUGGGGUCUCAUCUCUACCAGUCUAAUACACCGAGAGAGUGGGGUCUCAUCUCUACCAGUCUAAUACACCGAGAGAGUGGGGUCUCAUCUCUACCAGUCUAAUACACCGAGAGAGUGGGGUCUCAUCUCUACCAGUCUAAUACACCGAGAGAGUGGGGUCUCAUCUCUACCAGUCUAAUACACUGAGAGAGUGGGGUCUCAUCUCUACCAGUCUAAUACACUGAGAGAGUGGGGUCUCAUCUCUACCAGUCUAAUACACCGAGAGAGUGGGGUCUCAUCUCUACCAGUCUAAUACACCGAGAGAGUGGGGUCUCAUCUCUACCAGUCUAAUACACCGAGAGAGUGGGGUCUCAUCUCUACCAGUCUAAUACACCGAGAGAGUGGGGUCUCAUCUCUACCAGUCUAAUACACCGAGAGAGUGGGGUCUCAUCUCUACCAGUCUAAUACACCGAGAGAGUGGGGUCUCAUCUCUACCAGUCUAAUACACUGAGAGAGUGGGGUCUCAUCUCUACCAGUCUAAUACACAGAGAGAGUGGGGUCUCGUCUCUACCAGUCUAAUACACUGAGAGAGUGGGGUCUCAUCUCUACCAGUCUAAUACACUGAGAGAGUGGGGUCUCAUCUCUACCAGUCCAAUACACUGAGAGAGUGGGGUCUCAUCUCUACCAGUCUAAUACACUGAGAGAGUGGGGUCUCAUCUCUACCAGUCUAAUACACCGAGAGAGUGGGGUCUCAUCUCUACCAGUCUAAUACACUGAGAGAGUGGGGUCUCAUCUCUACCAGUCUAAUACACUGAGAGAGUGGGGUCUCAUCUCUACCAGUCUAAUACACUGAGAGAGUGGGGUCUCAUCUCUACCAGUCUAAUACACCGAGAGAGUGGGGUCUCAUCUCUACCAGUCUAAUACACUGAGAGAGUGGGGUCUCAUCUCUACCAGUCUAAUACACUGAGAGAGUGGGGUCUCAUCUCUACCUCAUACAACGAAAAGGAAUUUCCAGUGCCCAAAGUGCUGCUGCUCUGUUCUGUAUAUAAUAGUGUGUGUUUAUAUUAGAAUGUAAAUUAACAGAUCAUAUAUUUCUGAUCAUUAUACAAGGCAACCAAUCGUUCCAGGCUGCCUUUUGUAAAUAAGAAUGUGUUCUUAAUUGACUGGCCUGAUUUUUUUUAAAUAAAUGUCAAAUGAAUGAAUUGAUCUGAAAUGUAUGAAAGCCAGAGGCAGAGAAAGAUGUCCGUCUCUUGGCGUCUCAUGAUGUCUUUAAUUAAACGUUGUUUUGUUACCGUAACCUCUUGGUUCUUCGCCGAGGUGGUUUCAGUGGGCUCUUGUCAUUUUACACCCAAAUACAUCGUACAUUUUGUAUUUUUCCCCACAGCAUGUUUCCAUGUGCUUCUGAACUCGCAUUGAUGAUAACGUUGCGUUAUGACGUGAUAUUAACAUACUAUCGUCUGAAUCUGAUGCUGAAGAAAACUACUUUUCUAAAACAAAGGAACUGUUUUAGUUCCAGAAUGUUCCAUUAAAAGUCACGCUGUCUGUCUUUACGACAAACCAGACUGUUCCAUUAAAAGUCAUGCUGUCUGUCUGUCUCUACGGCAAACCAGACUGUUCCAUUAAAAGACAUGUCUGUCUCUACAACAAACCAGAAUGUUCCAUUAAAAGUGAUGUCUGUCUCUACGACAAACCAGAAUGUUCCAUUAAAAGUGAUGUCUGUCUCUACGACAAACCAGACGGUUCCAUUAAAAGUGAUGUCUGUCUCUACGACAAACCAGAAUGUUCCAUUAAAAGUGAUGUCUGUCUCUACGACAAACCAGAAUGUUCCAUUAAAAGUCAUGUCUGUCUCUACGACAAACCAGAAUGUUCCAUUAAAAGUGAUGUCUGUCUCUACGACAAACCAGACUGUUCCAUUAAAAGACAUGUCUGUCUCUACGACAAACCAGAAUGUUCCAUUAAAAGUGAUGUCUGUCUCUACGACAAACCAGACUGUUCCAUUAAAAGUCAUGUCUGUCUCUACGACAAACCAGACUGUUCCAU